AUGGCCAACGCCGAUUGCUUACCAUCAGGUGCGACUCUGCGUGCGGCUGGCAAGUCGUGGCGAGCGGAGCAUAAAGCUGCGCGCACACUUGGUAUCAUUGUCGGCGCAUUUUUGUUGUGUUGGCUUCCUUUUUUUCUAUGGUACGUCACAACAAACGUGUGCGGCGAGCCGUGCGAAACACCAUCUGUCGUUGUCGGCGUACUAUUCUGGAUUGGCUACUUCAAUUCAGCACUCAAUCCGCUCAUUUACGCCUACUUCAAUCGCGAUUUUCGAGACGCGUUCAAAAACACGCUCAUGUGCGCCCUACCUUGCUGCUUCAGUUGCUGGAAAGACACGGGAACCGCGCAGUUUGUGUAG
Molecule: messenger RNA, 357 nt
Organism: Spodoptera littoralis (African cotton leafworm)
Lineage: Eukaryota; Metazoa; Arthropoda; Insecta; Lepidoptera; Noctuidae
Source: the annotation of a GenBank genome assembly